AUGCAACGAUCAAUCAGUGAACCAUCUUCACAACCACAAGAAGUAUCUACAGAGUCUAAUCAAGUUCCAAAUUUAGGAAGAAGAAGUUUACCAAGACCAACAUCUAGCGGAUUUUUUUCGUUCCUCCGUUGGUUUAAAAAAGAUGAUAAAGACACAGACAGUGAAGACGAAAAUUUAAGUAGACCAGUGAGUCCAUUAUUUUCUAGCAAUGAAAGUGUGAAUUCAUUAUUUUCAACAGCAACAGCCACAAGUUUCGCUUACGUGCCUCCUAAUAUUUAUAAGCCCUUCGGUACAGCUUCUCAGCCAGAAACCCUCAUAGCUCCUGGACCUGAUACUGAAACUUAUCGCAAAAGACUGAGACAAAGGGAGCGACUAAAAGAAUUGGAUCGCAAUUUAACCCUGCGAAAAAAAUAUAGGUUGUAUGCUGCGGAUACUUUACGAAAAAAUGAUCGCAUAGACUUUAGUGAUCCUAAAAAAAUAAAAACUGAAAAUAAUGGAAAUUAUUGUGAUUUAAGUUUACCAAUAACAAGAGUAAGUGAUAUUAAUACAAGUGCAAAUGGAAGUGUUGUAAAAGGUCACAGAAGAACUGCCAGUGAUUCAUCGAAGGAUAAACGAGCUGGUGCUUAUGUUCAUGUUAAAGGUAAAAGACGUGCUCCACCGCCUCCUAAAUAUAACGGUUCAAAACAAACUAAUUCACAAUCGAGAUCAUCAACUAUUUCCCGCAAAAAGCGUCCAGCACCUCCGCCACCAAUUGAGCUAAAAAACGAAAAUACUAAACCUAAUAAUUUUAAUAAUAUGGAUAACCCAAAAGACCCUAGUGAUAUUCCUAAAGAGGACCCUUCAAUAGCUAAUGAUUCAUUGAAGCUUGAAAAAGGUGUUUUGAAACCAAGCAAAUCCAUUAUUAUUAAAGAAGACAUGUCGUUAGGAAAAGAAAUCAAAGAUGUACCGCCAGUAUCUCCUAGGCCAUGGUAUAAACGCACAGGUGGUAACUCUAAAGAUUUCAAAAAAGAUAAACCUUUAGAAAAAUCUAAAGAUAAAGAAAAUGCAGCUUUUCCUGAAGUGAACUACUAUAGAAGUAGUACCGCAAGCGAUUACAAUCCAAGAUUCAGUUUCUUCUCAAAAUUAAAUGAUAAAUCUGAUGAUAAAAAGAAAGAUUCAGAAAAAAGAAAAUCCGGUUUGUCAAUGUUGGCAAAUAUAAGCGAAUUAGAUCGCGAAGCAGCAGCAAUUGUCAAUAGCCAACGGGCACAAAGCCAAAAUGACGAGUUUGAUGAAAUUCCGAGUUUUCUUAGACCACAUGUUCCAGACAAAGAAGAGGAAAAUGGUCCAAAAUCAGCAAGAGACUUGAUAUCAAAAUUCAAUGCUAUCACAAACGUGACUAAAGUUACUGUAAACUCAGCAUUUUUCAAUCCGAAAGAAUCUGCGAAAUUAUUUCCAAAGAAUGCUAAUAAGCCACCAACCGCUUACUUUUUACAAAACUCUGAUUUAUUAGGUACUUCUUCAAAAACAAGUCCCGCUCAAGAAUCUGAAACACCGCCAAUGAAAAGAAGUAUCUUCAGCACAUCUGGAUUUACAAAACCGGCCUCAAACUUAACUUCAGUAGAUGAUAUUGAAUCAAAGUUGAACUCGGGAAUUCCAAUGAAUCGCACAAGUAAUUCUCCUAAAUUAGAAAAACAAGAGAUCAAUGACAAUCUUGAUAAUGAAUUUCCUAAAAAGUUUCCAAUGAAGUCACAAUCUUCAGUCAAUUUGAAUUCGUCUAUAAAUUGGACUUGUAAAAACUGUAGCGCCCAAAAUCCGCACUGGAAAUCGACCUGCACGAGUUGCAAUGUAUCGAAAGAUAAUAUAAAUGAUGGCAAAUUGAACGCAAAAAUUACAGAUUCCCCCAAAAGUAGGAGGAAACGGACAUUAGAAAAUGCGAUUGCUGAUGGACGCCAAAUGGACGCGGCUAGACUUGCUAAAGAUUUGGCAAACUUAAAAGUAAAUUGUUCUGUUAUCAGACAACAGAAUCAAAAUUCUUCCCCUAAAGGUGGUGGUCCAGUUAUUGUAACUUUGGACUUAUAUGUGGAAGACAAACUUUCGCACCAAGGCCCGAUUUUGCUACAAAUACCAAAGUGUAUGACUUUAUUGGGUCUAAAGCGCAAAAUUUUGCAUGAUUUUGAAAUACCAAUUGCCAUCCAACGAUGGAUUCUUGGAAAUCAAUUAGCUACUGAUGAUUUCAAGGACCUUAGAAGAAUAUGGAAUAAGAGAAGAGAAAGUUCAGAGCUCAAUUUAUUUGUAUUUGGUGCACCAGGAUUUAAUUAUAGCACAUGCAAAACACCAAGUCAUGUGUGCGAAGUGACAAUGCAACGAUCAAUCAGUGAACCAUCUUCACAACCACAAGAAGUAUCUACAGAGUCUAAUCAAGUUCCAAAUUUAGGAAGAAGAAGUUUACCAAGACCAACAUCUAGCGGAUUUUUUUCAUUCCUCCGUUGGUUUAAAAAAGAUGAUAAAGAUUUAAACACAGACAGUGAAGACGAAAAUUUAAGUAGACCAGUGAGUCCAUUAUUUUCUAGUAAUGAAAGUGUGAAUUCAAUAUUUUCAACAGCAACAGCCACAAGUUUCGCAUACGUGCCUCCUAAUAUUUAUAAGCCCUUCGGUACAGCUUCUCAACCAGAAACCCUUAUAGCUCCUGGACCUGAUACUGAAACUUAUCGCAAAAGACUGAGACAAAGGGAGCGACUAAAAGAAUUGGAUCGCAAUUUAACCUUGCGUAAAAAAUAUAGGUUGUAUGCUGCGGAUACUUUACGGAAAAACGAUUGCAUAGACUUUAGUGAUCCUAAAAAAAUAAAAACUGAAAAUAAUAGAAAUUAUUGUGAUUUAAGUUUACCAAUAACAAGAGUAAGUGACAUUAAUACAAGUGCAAAUGGAAGUGUUGUAAAAGGUCACAGGAGAACUGCCAGUGAUUCAUCAAAGGAUAAACGAGCUGGUGCUUAUGUUCAUGUUAAAGGUAAAAGACGUGCUCCGCCGCCUCCUAAAUAUAACGGUUCGAAACAAACUAAUUCACAAUCGAGAUCAUCAACUAUUUCCCGCAAAAAGCGACCAGCACCUCCGCCACCAAUUGAGCUAAAAAACGAAGAUACUAAACCUAAUAAUUUCAAUAAUAUGGAUAACCCAAAAGACCCUAGUGAUAUUCCUAAAGAGGACCCAAUAGCUAAUGAUUCAUUGAAACUUGAAAAAGGUGUUCUGAAACCAAGCAAAUCCAUUGUUAUUAAAGAAGACAUGUCGUUAGGAAAAGAAAUCAAGGAUGUACCGCCAGUAUCUCCUAGGCCAUGGUAUAAACGCACAGGUGGUAACUCUAAAGAUUUCAAAAAAGAUAAACCUUUAGAUAAAUCUAAAGAUAAAGAAAAUGCAGCUUUUCCUGAAAUUCAGUUUCUUUUCAAAAUAAAUGAUAAAUCUGAUGAUAAAAAGAAAGAUUCAGAAAAAAGAAAAUCUGGUUUGUCAAUGUUGGCAAAUAUAAGCGAAUUAGAUCGCGAAGCAGCAGCAAUUGUUAAUAGCCAACGGGAACAAAGCCAAAAUGACGAGUUUGAUGAAAUUCCAAGUUUUCUUAGACCGCAUGUUCCAGAAAAAGAAGAGGAAAAUGGUCCGAAAUCAGCAAGAGACUUAAUAUCAAAAUUCAACGCUAUCACUAACGUGACUAAAGUUACUGUAAACUCAGCAUUUUUCAAUCCAAAAGAAUCUGCAAAAUUAUUUCCAAAAAAUGCUAAUAAGCCACCAACCGCUUACUUUUUACAAAACUCUGAUUUAUUAGGUACUUCUUCAAAAACAAGCCCCGCUCAAGAAUCUGAAACACCGCCAAUGAAAAGAAGUAUCUUCAGCACUUCUGGAUUUACAAAACCGGCCUCAAACUUAACUUCAAUAGAUGAUAUUGAAUCAAAGUUGAACUCGGGAAUUCCAAUGAAUUGCACAAAUAAUUCCCCUAAGUUAGAAAAACAAGAGAUCAAUGACAAUCUUGAUAAUGAAUUUCCUAAAAAGUUUCCAAUGAAGUCACAAUCUUCAGUCAAUUUGAAUUCGUCUAUAAAUUGGACUUGUAAAAACUGUAGCGCCCAAAAUCCGCACUGGAAAUCGACCUGCACGAGUUGCAAUGUAUCGAAAGAUAAUAUAAAUGAUGGCAAAUUGAACGCAAAAAUUACAGAUUCCCCCAAAAGUAGGAAACGGACAUUAGGUGAUUGGGAAAAAGAACUCAAAAAAUACUUUCCAACAAAAACUCGAAACUCUUUGUGUGAUUUGAAAAAAUCAUCAUCUGACAGAUCAAUAUUUAAACCAAUAAAUGAAAAUGUAAAUAAAAAUGUAUUGAACAAGAAUAAAGAAGUAUAUCAAUUGCACGAAACCAAAAAAAUGGAUGUAAACAACUUAAACAUUUCAACUAAUAAAGAAUUUAAACCUAUAAAUGAUAAUGCAGCUAAUAAAAUGUUUAUUAAACCAAACAUGGAAUUCAAUAAUGAUAGUUCAUUAAACAAAACAUUUGUAAAGCCUAACAUGGAAGAAGUACGUAAAAUCAGAUUAGAACGCUUUAGCGCUAAUCUUGAUGAUAUUGCUCCCAUUCCUAAUCGUGAUGAAAAUGAGUUAGAACAAAGCAGAUUAUUUGAACGCUUGAGAGAAAUGAAAAAUUCUUUGCCGAAACAACAUAUUCCUCCACGGAAACCUGUUACCCCGGAGCCUAAAAUUAUUAAUAAGCCUGAGCAUAUUGUACACACACCUCAAAACUUCAAAGAUGAUGCAAAGAAUUUCCCUAAAGAUGAUACCAAUAAAUUUGGUGCUAUUAAAAAAACUCAGGUGUUCAAUGAACCUGAAACUGCGAAGGAGCCUGAAAUGUCUGUCUAUGUCGUGACGACUCAUACAGAAUUUGAUGAUAUCAAAGUUCGGAAUGAAAAUGCAAAUAAACCACUGAAAGUGUCUAGUUCAUGUCAAACAAGUGGUGUCAUAAGAAAACUCGAGCCGACUAACAAACCGCCAACAAUCAUUGAAACCAUAUUACCUAUUAUGCCAGAAAAUUAUCAAGCACCAGAACUAAAAAUUAGAAAUAGAACAUACGAAUUAAUACAAGCUCGUGAUUUUGUGAGCAUGAAUAAUGCUAAAAUAAAUCCAAUUUAUCAAAAACCCAAAAAUCCUUAUAUGAGUCAAUCUAAAGUAGCAAGUGCAGAAAAAGGACACAUUCACACUAGCGAUUAUGAUGUUUUAACAGAAGAUCUAAGAAUUCCAAAAAGUAUAAUGAAGAAUCGAGAUACAGCAAAUAAUAAUAAUAAUACUGUAGAAAUUAAUAAAUUGUUAAAAAGUUUAGAAAAUGCGAUUGCUGAUGGACGCCAAAUGGACGCGGCUAGACUUGCUAAAGAUUUGGCAAACUUAAAAGUAAAUUGUUCUGUUAUCAGACAACAGAAUCAAAAUUCUUCCCCUAAAGGUGGUGGUCCAGUUAUUGUAACUUUGGACUUAUAUGUGGAAGACAAACUUUCGCACCAAGGCCCGAUUUUGCUACAAAUACCAAAGUGUAUGACUUUAUUGGGUCUAAAGCGCAAAAUAUUGCACGAUUUUGAAAUACCAAUUGCUAUCCAACGAUGGAUUCUUGGAAAUCAAUUAGCUACUGAUGAUUCAAGGACCUUAGAAGAAUAUGGAAUAAGAGAAAGUUCAGCUCCAAUUUAUUUGUAUUUAGUUGCACCAGAAGAUGACAAAGAAGGUCCAAGCAAAGACAACAAAAUUAUUGUUAGUGGUCCAAGCCUGAUUCCAGAUAUAAAGCGCAAUUAUUCCAAUUUAAGUGAUAUUAAAGAAAUGGAUAGUCGAAGUAUUUCUGGAAGUGAGUUUUCGCUUAACGAUACCGACUGUUUCGAUAUAAGCGAAUACUCUUGUAAUGGCUUGACUGAUGAAGUAGCCGACAUACAAAAUAAACAAAAAUUAGAUUGGACUUGCACGACAUGCACUGUGAAUAAUUACAAUUUGAACGAAAAUUGUACUGUUUGCAAUUCUGAGAAACCUACUGUUGAACAAAAAAAGCAGCUCGAAAGUUUGAAAGAUGAGCAUUACAUGCAAUUACUAAAUUUAGACUCCAAGGAUAUCGUUUCAAAUCUAGAACCAUUUGCAUGCAGCGUUUGUUUCGACAACUUUGUAGUUGGCGAAGGUGUUGUUUUGCGUGAAUGUUUGCACACUUUUUGCCGUGAAUGUUUGACGAAUACUAUAAAAUAUUCGGAAGAACCAGAAGUGAAAUGUCCAUUUAGGAACGAUCAAUACACUUGCAAUUAUGUUCUUCAAGAACGAGAAAUUAAGGCUUUAGUUAGCAAAGAAAUUUAUGAACAGCAUUUAGCAAAGUCCAUAGCUCAAGCUGAGAAUAAAAUCAAAAAUGCAUUUCAUUGCAAGACUCCUAAUUGUUUAGGAUGGUGCAUAUUCGAGGAUAACGUGAAUUUAUUCCAUUGUCCUGUCUGCUCACAUUCGAAUUGCUUGACCUGUCAGGCAAUCCAUACUAAUCUCGACUGCAGACAGUACCAAGAAAAAAUGAAGCAAGAUUCAGAAACAAACGCAGACGCUAAGAGAACCAAAGAUAUGUUAAAAGAUCUUGUAGACAAAGGUGAAGCCAUGACUUGCCCAACAUGUCAAGUGAUUUUAAUGAAGAAAUGGGGAUGCGAUUGGCUUCGUUGCUCAAUGUGCAAGACUGAGAUUUGUUGGGUCACCAGAGGGCCCAGGUGGGGCCCCAAUGGGAAAGGUGAUACCUCAGCGGGAUGCCGAUGUGGCAUUAAUGGUAAAAAGUGUCAUGCAAAGUGCAAUUAUUGUCACUAAUAAAAAUAUAGUGUUCAAAACGAAUUUAAACG
Messenger RNA from Ctenocephalides felis (cat flea), 6827 nucleotides. RefSeq lists its product as uncharacterized. Gene Ontology annotation, molecular function: ubiquitin binding; ubiquitin-protein transferase activity. The record is from RefSeq and is a predicted model, not a curated record. The transcript is spliced from 9 exons. Gene Ontology annotation, cellular component: LUBAC complex. The coding region runs from base 1 to 6795 and encodes 2264 amino acids. NCBI's taxonomy places the organism in Eukaryota, Metazoa, Arthropoda, Insecta, Siphonaptera, Pulicidae. Gene Ontology annotation, biological process: proteasome-mediated ubiquitin-dependent protein catabolic process; protein linear polyubiquitination.